GCGAACACCGACUCAAACACACGCUGGAUGUGGCGAUCCUAGCACCAAGGACGCCAACGAUCCUGUCUUUUUCGGACCUUGCAGACUUGAAUAAUUCAUUUUCAGGAGCAUUCAUGAAAUAGCUUGAAAUUCAGAGCAGGAUAAAAAGAUGAUUUCGCCGUGGGACCGGUGGUACUCGACGAGCUGCUGCCUUUGCUGCCAUGUACGGACGGGCACCAUUAUUCUGGGAAUAUGGUAUAUGCUCAUCAAUGCAGUGGUUCUACUCAUCUUGUUGUCGGCUCUCAAUGACCCAAUUCAGUACCGCUACCACCUUACCAGCUCUGAGCUGGGAACUGACAUUGAUGUCAUGGAUGAUGCAAAUAUCUGCAUAGCCACUGCAAUAUCCCUACUCAUGAUUCUUAUAUGUGGCAUGGCAACAUACGGUGCUUACAAGCAACAUGCUGCUUGGAUCAUUCCAUUCUUCUGCUACCAAAUCUUCGACUUUGCCCUUAACACACUGGUAGCCAUUAGCGUGGUGGUUUAUCCCAACACAGUGCAGGACUACCUCCAGCAGCUGCCGGGGACAUUCCCUUACAAAGAGGACAUCAUGUCCACCAACAACAUGUGCCUAGUUUUUGCAGUCCUUCUCUUCAUUGGCUGCAUCCUUUCAUUCAAGGCCUACCUGAUUGGCUGUGUGUGGAACUGCUACAGAUAUGUGAGCGGCAGGGGCACCACAGAGGUCCUGGUUUAUGUCACCACCAACGACACCACGUUCAAUGAGUUGAUACCUCUUAAUGUACAAGGUUCUGCUGCCACCAUACGAGGAAGCCAUUGCCAUUCCACCCAAGGAGCCUCCUCCCCAAUAUAUGGAGGCGUGAGAUACAUCCUCACUGCUGGACCCUAUACCCCAAACACCCCCCUACCCCCCCAAACACCUCCAACAUCUCUCUCCAACAGUAGGACCCUGGAAACUGGCUGGGACAUGUUGAAAAACCAAGAAAAAGCAAUGUCUUAGAUGCUGGUUUCAGCUUGGAUUCCUGCCAAUUUUAGAUUAGAUUAGGCUGACCCUGAGCCAGUAUUGCCAUCAACUCUCCACCAUCGCUCCUGGUUGUUGUGACGUAUUCUCCUCCCCUCUCGUCUCCUCUGUCCUCCUCAUAGGACAGUAUCGCAGCAACUUUGAGACCGCUCCCUCUUGGCAGCUGCUGUCCCCUGGCAGCAUCUAAACUCUUGCACGCCCUGAACACUCUGUCCCAACUUAAUUUGCACUUUUCUUUGAGUGAAACGUGCACCCACCGGUCUGGCCACCAACUGUUAACCCCCAAUACUGUGAAUCUCCCUUGUGGUCUUUGUCUAGAAACAAACUACCUGAAGAGAGAUAGCGAUAGAGAGAGAGAGUGAGAAGGAAAGCGACAUACGUGAUCAGUUAUGCAAGAGCACUUUUUUCAGAAAUUGACAAAUUUCCUUCAUUGAAUGUAAUGUUGGGGUAUUUUUGUAUGACUUUUUUGUAUAACAGUAAAAACUGAGAGAAAAAGAAGUGAAUAGGAAAGGCUGUCCUGUUGUACUGAUGUAGCUCGUCCUGCAGGAUAUCGUAUUGAAGAAGGUUCCUUGACCAAUAACAAAUACGUCUUCCUUUUGUAUCCAUGUAACACACUGUCUGUAAACCUGUAACCCGUUAACUGCCAGUGAAAACCUUGUUCACCUAUUGAUUUCAAUCACAAUCUAUUCCAGUUUGCCUUCCUGCCCCUUUCCUGAACUGCUCCGAGAUCUCAAAAGACUGGCAUUAAUGUGAUCAUCCAGUGAAGCGAACACAAACCUAAAUGUUUCACUCAUUCACACACACUACAGAUUCACAUCGAAAAAGGCAUUACACAUAAAAAGUCCAAUGUGUAAACGUUAAUGAGUGAAUAUAUUUCAGUAGAGACGUCUGUCUUGUGUCCCCGUUGAGUUGCACAUGCAACAGCAUUGACUGUGUCUUUUUUUUUUUUUUUUUUUUUUUUACAUGGAUUAUAGUGUAUAAUCUGAUCUUUUGAGUUGAGCUAACUUAGCUGGACUGAGGGCAUUUUCCUAUAAAGACAGCGUGACAUGCUGCUGUACAUGCAGAGAGUGUAUGCGUGUCUAUGUUUGUGGUUGUGUUUGUAUGUGUGUGUCUGCUUGCUUGAGCGCUAUGUGUGACAUUAUGAUGUAACUUUUAGGUCCUUUAUAUGUAGUAACAUUGUUUUUUUUUUGCACAUUCAGUGACAUCAUUUUGAGAUAUUUCCUGUGCUGGUGACGUUUUUGACAUUAAUGAUGGAUGGGGAUCUUAAAGCAUUGAUUUAGCAUUGCAUAGUAGCACAAAAUCAAUAAACAGUAUGUGAAGCUAGUUAAACAGUGCAAAUGCUUGUCUUUUGCCUUGAAUUAUUUAGGCAAUCAGUUGAGCAUUAUUAGAAAUAAUAAUGGAACACAUAAUAAUCCUAUUCUUUCCAAUAAUUCCCAAGUAGUAUUUGUUAUGAACGGAGAGAAAAUAAAUCAGAGUUACAGACUAUGCAAUAGUGCAGUCACAACUUGUUAGACCUGGAAAUACAUGUAUACCAUGAAGUAGUUUUCCAUUUGAUACUAAUUCUGUAGUUGAUAAUGUAUCCCUUUGUUGGCCCCUUCAUCAUUGUCCCUGUGUGAAUUAUGACCACUGCUUUUGCAAAUCCAACAAAGCUGAAAAUGAAAUUGCACUUUAAAGUCAGCGUGAGCUCACUAUAAACCGUUGUGUUUGUGUUUUCUUCAUCGUUACCAUGCUAUGCUGUAGCCAAGUGAUUCUAAUAUGAUCAGCCGCCCGUGUCUGGAUGAUACAAGCUUCCAAAACAUAACAUCAACAAAUCAGUAUUUACACUGUGUGAUGUGACUGAAAAGCUGCAGAUUUGUGAUGGAAGGGGAAUUUUGAGCCGAGUCAUUCGGGGUUUAGAGGAAAAAGCUUGUAUCUGGACAAGUGGAUGGCUGAAGCCUCAUUUUAUUAGAAUCACUCAAGACUGUUCUCCAUCGCUUUUCCAUUCACACACAUCCUCUUGUUGGAUCUGCAUGAGCUCAUGUCUUCAAUUCUGAAUAAUAAAAAGCGAAAUCAA
Messenger RNA from Seriola dumerili (greater amberjack), 3068 nucleotides. RefSeq names its product lysosomal-associated transmembrane protein 4B-like (gene laptm4b). Gene Ontology annotation, cellular component: lysosomal membrane. The record is from RefSeq and is a predicted model, not a curated record. The transcript is spliced from 8 exons. NCBI's taxonomy places the organism in Eukaryota, Metazoa, Chordata, Actinopteri, Carangiformes, Carangidae. The coding region runs from base 149 to 994 and encodes 281 amino acids.